AUGACCACUGGGACGAAUAUAAAAGAUCGAUGUCGUCUUUGUUAUACACGUCUAAAAGAUUCAUCAACUUCUCAUCAUAAAUUAUGGUGUGCCCAACAUAACCAUCAAAUCUACAACAUAUAUAAACGUCGGCCGUAUCGCUACCGUGACCUUAUCGUGCGUUAUUUAUGUAUUCGCUUACCCGAGAAUGAAAUAACCAGUAAUGGAAAUGAUCCGACGGAUCGUUAUUCGCAUGUUGUUUGCGGUACGUGUGCUGCGUCUUUGAAUAAACUUGACGCAGCAUUUCGAACGUUUCAACAAACGCAGAAAGUUUUGCGAUCAAAAUUCCGUAAAACGUCACAUAUUGUUCAUUAUCAAUUGAAUAAACAACUAAAGAAUUAUUCGUCGGAAAAAUCAUCUUAUGAAAACCCACAAGGAAAACCUCCCGAAAGAAUCGAACAGAAUCAAGAUAAAGACAAUGUACCCAAGCGACAAUCGAAACGGAAAGGUGCGCCAAAACAUAUUGAUCAAACGAUGAAUAAUAGUUUAACGCUGAAGAAACCGACAGGUAGUAUGCAAUUGAUUGUGAAAAUCCAUUCGCCUGAUCGUCAAGGUGAUGACGAUGAAUCGGAAGAUAACGAAGGUGACGAUGACUUACAAGACACGAGUUCAAGUUCACCGACCAAACGAACGAGUCCACGACGAAAAUCGUUUCAAAUAUCUGAACCUGAUAAGACGAAUCCAAAGAAAAAGUUUAAACGCUUAACAAAAGAUCAAAAUGCAUCGAAUAACGAACGAUACAACUGUGUAAAUCUCUUGAAACCAAAUAUACUUACUGAUAUACCAUUGUCUUCGAAUCCAAAAACUCGACCCAAUUCUCUUUCUUCGAACAGUCGACCAAUCAACUCGGUGAAAGGCAAUCAUAUUGAACGUAUUGCUGUUUCUCUACGAUCUGGAACAGAAGCUCUUUCAGAUAUUGGUAAUAAUACAUUAAAUCUUCUAAAUGGCACAACCGAUCAUCACUCGAUAAAAACGCGUGGAGGAGGACGCCGAAAGCAAUCAUCGACAUUAGAAGUUUCCACGACAAAUAACAUUCUUUCAUCGACAGUGCCAUCACCUUCGUUCGAUGAUAGCAUGAAUGGCAAUGAUCGUGAUGACGACGAUGACGAUGAUGACGAGUAUUCCAUUGGCGGAGCGAGUAAUGCGAGUUCAAACACGAGUACAACUGUGGUCAAUCGACAAGUUAACGCAAAUAUUCCAAAUGUGAAUAAGAAUCUACCGACAUCAAUAUCGACAACACCCACGGCCGAAGGUUUAACAAUUACAGCAAUCAAUCAAACCGGGCAAAAACAAGUGUUCAUGGCCAAACAGCUGGGUAACUUAAAGAAAUACCAAUGCGGUCUGUGUGAGAAAAUUGUAACUAAUAUUCAAAUUCACGUGCGACGUCAUACAAAUGAUAAACCAUAUCCAUGCACUUAUUGUGAGAAACGGUUUACCAAUUCAGGUGAUCUUCAGAUUCAUGUGCGAAUACAUACAGGCGAAAAGCCAUACGCUUGUCCAUUGUGUUUGAAAAGUUACCGUACAAUUGGCAAUUUCAACAGUCAUGUGAAAACUCAUGAUUCGGGCAUCCGACCACAUCGAUGUGACUUAUGUAAUCAAACAUUUCCAAUACCUAAAGAUUGGUAUUCUCAUUUGCGUUCGAGUCAUCGUUCUCGAACGGCAAAUAUCAAUAAUAAUUCAAUCACAUCCUCGUCAUCUUCAUCAUUGAAUUCAACAAACACAACGACUACCGUGACUCAGCCGCUAUUUGCCAGCAAUAGCGUCACAAGUCAGCAACAAAAUAGCGAAAGAUUCACUCCGAAUAAAGUUAAACUAGAACCGAUCAAUCGUUCUCAAUUACAAAUCAAAUCUUCGAAUGACAAAGCUUCUCCUUCUGAAGACGACGAUCAAGAGCCUGUAGAUAUGUCCACAAGAGACGAUUCCAAUGGUGAAGAUGAUGAUGAAGUUGAUGAAGGUGAAGAAGAGAAUCAUCAACAAUCAACACAUAAUCUACUUGCAAAUGUCUCAUCUCCUGUUCAUGCUUAA
Messenger RNA from Adineta ricciae, 2064 nucleotides. NCBI's taxonomy places the organism in Eukaryota, Metazoa, Rotifera, Eurotatoria, Adinetida, Adinetidae. The record is from the annotation of a GenBank genome assembly.